Epinephelus moara (kelp grouper) is the source of this 2158-nucleotide messenger RNA. Its product is annotated as sialic acid-binding Ig-like lectin 6. Bases 125 to 1486 code for a protein of 453 amino acids. The transcript has 8 exons. The record is from RefSeq and is a predicted model, not a curated record. Lineage: Eukaryota; Metazoa; Chordata; Actinopteri; Perciformes; Serranidae.
GUGACAACUUCUUGUAUUUGUGCGGUAUUUCAGUCAUUUCAUGUAGCAGCUUGGCUGAAAUUUACAAAUUGUCUGAUUUUUAAACCAACUGUCCGGUUUGACUGCAGGCUCAUUUGGUGAGGUGAUGAGUGUCAUUACAGUCCAGUGUGUGAAAAUGGUGACAGCCAACAUGUUACUGAGUGUCUUCUUUGUUUCAGGUGCUUUGGCUGAUUGUCCUGCUGAUUCAGCCCUCUUCAUUAUUGCACCAAAGAACAUGGAAGCAUUGAAUGGAUCUUGUUUGCAAAUCCCAUGUAACUUUACAUCUGAUCUAAAAGAGGAGUUCAACAGUACAAGAACAUUUUUUGGAGUGUGGAUUAAAAAUAACUCAAAUUUUGGCUCCAAUCCAAACAAUGUGAUUUUCAACAGUAGUAAGACAGUUAACACCUACCCAAUGAAUAUCACUGGAAACCUGAGUGAGAAAAACUGCACCACUUUAUUUUCCAGUUUAAAAACAAAUUACACAGACACAUACUACUUCAGAAUUGAGAAUAGUGCAUCCAGGGCAACAGCUAUUUGUGAUCCUCUUCCAAUAACAGUUAAAGAUUCUCCUCCGAGCCCCAGCAUUGAGAUCUCAGGUGAUCUGAAGGAGAAGGAGUCUGUCACUAUAACCUGCUCAGCUUCCACUCCCUGUCCACACUCCCCUCCUAAACUCACCUGGAAUCUCACACAACACCCUCACAACACAAUAGAGGAAAACACAAAUCGAACCUUCACAACUAAAAUCCAGGAGACCAUCACUCUGUCAGACAAACAUGAUGGAGUCACCAUCACCUGUUCUGCCACAUAUCCUGUGGAUGGAGGAAACUAUAAGACAGCAGAGGAGAGAAAGACUCUCAGUGUUUCAUAUGCUCCCAAGGACACCUCAGUGUCCAUCAGUCCAUCAGGUUUGGUGUCAGCAGGUAGCUGGGUGAACCUGACCUGCUCCAGCAGAGCCAAUCCUCCCAUCAGCAGCUUCACCUGGUUCAAGACCAGCAAACAUGAACCCAUCAAAGUGUCUGAAGGAGACUUUUACAGCUGUAAUGUCACUGAUGGAGAAGUUUAUUACUGUGUGGCCACAAAUGAUCUUGGUAAUGGAACAUCAUCAAAGAUCCAUCUGACUGUUAAAGGAGAUAGCUUAAUACGAUGGGGAGCAGUUAUUGGAGGAAUCAUUGUGAUCAUUGCACUCAUCUGCCUGGUCGUCUGUGUUUGGCGUUUAAAGUCGACACGUUCAACUGCACAACAGACUCAGAGUCAAACAGGUGAAGAGCUUGUGCUUGAAGAGCCAGCAAGUAAAGCAGAAGAAGACAUCCAUUAUGGAGAGAUCGACUUCUCCAAGCGGAGACCUGGACCGCCCUCGGCCUCAAAGCAGGACAGUGGACAGCAGGAGGAUCCACUGUAUGCACAGGUCAAUGUGUCCGAGACAGCAAACGUCCCAGAGGAUCUCUACGCUCAGGUGAAGAGAAAAUGAGUAUUGUCUUGUGAUCACAUUUUGAUUGGAUCUAUAUUGAUAUAAGAUAUUUUAUGUCAAAAAAAGACACUGGCGCUGGACAGGAAAAAGACAUCUUCAUUUCACACAGUUAAGGAGAACUCAAAACCUCCACAUCCUGCAGCUCAGAUAGUUUUGUCAGUCAUGGUAAUAUCUUAGUUCAUAUUUGUGAAAUGACCUAAUUUGGCUGUUGCUGUGUGAUUUGUAAUCUGCAUAUCAGAUCAGUGCAAAUAUAAGUCACAAAGUUCUGUACACACAUUACCAGUGUAGGACAAGCUUGUAUUUAAUCUGGAAAUGUUUGUGUAAUUUAUUAUCUUAUAUAAUACAGAUAAUUUUUUACUAGGUAUGUUUAAUCUCAUGUACUUAUCUACUGUGUUGUGUCUACAUUUUUAUUUGUAUUUGAAUGACUUUCGAAGAUGAACAUAAGACAUUGUAUCUGCAUUUUAAGUCAUUUAUUCAUUGCACUGUAAUAAAAACCUUGGCAUACAAUUCCUAAAAAUACCUGUUAAUCUCAGUUGCAUUUAUUGGUCCAACAUUUCACAUAUUGUGUGUAAACAUCACCUGAAAUCAGACAGUUGAAUCACAAACAUUACAAAAGUGGCAAGAUGAAUGAUGCAUAGUAAUUCCCACUGGAACUUUGCUACAAUGUUUUGA